This is a messenger RNA of Acipenser ruthenus (sterlet), 3731 nucleotides long. RefSeq names its product glutathione hydrolase 5 proenzyme-like. The record is from RefSeq and is a predicted model, not a curated record. Gene Ontology annotation, molecular function: leukotriene-C(4) hydrolase activity; glutathione gamma-glutamate hydrolase. Gene Ontology annotation, biological process: leukotriene D4 biosynthetic process; glutathione catabolic process; inflammatory response. Lineage: Eukaryota; Metazoa; Chordata; Actinopteri; Acipenseriformes; Acipenseridae. Gene Ontology annotation, cellular component: plasma membrane.
UUUAAUCUGGUUUUAAAGUAACUCCCUUUCCUGACACAUUGCUGCAUUUCAUGAAGGUGUUUAUUCAGUGGAUAGUCAACCGAGGGGGAGUGUCCAGCCCUCUACUCUGAACAUAAAAGCGCCUGCCAACAGUACAGACGCCAAAGUCAGCCUUUUUAUACGCCCGACUCUGUGCAAUCCUCGAGAUGGCGAUCACUCGGACCAAGGCUUGUUGCGGUGUGUUUUUAAUUCUGCUCAUUGUGACUGUGGCCGUUGCUUUGAUCGCCACUUUGGUUGUGAAGUCCAGACGCUUACCCAAAGACAGGGAUUGCUUCAGGUAUGUUGCUGUGGCUGCCGACUCGGAGGUCUGUUCAGAAAUCGGCAGGCAAGUGUGUAAAGUAGAAUGUUCGGCAGUAGAUGGCGCCAUUGCAGCACUGCUGUGCACCUCGUUGAUGAAUCCGCAGAAUGGUGGAGGAGUGAUUUUCACAGUUUACAACGCCAACGGUACAGUUAAAAUCAUAAAUGCACGAGAAACUGUCCAGAGAAACGUCAAACCCGACCUGUUGGGAGAAUGUCCAAAGACCUUUCAGUUGAUGCCAGGCUCCAAGUGGAUGGGUGUGCCAGGAGAGAUCCGAGGCUACGCAGAGGCACACAGGCUGUAUGGCAAGUUACCCUGGAGAAUUCUGUUUCAACCUGCCAUCGAGCUGGCAAGACAAGGCUUCCCCAUCCCUGUAACACUGGGCUUGUACCUCAGAUAUGUUUCAAGAAGUAUUACAAAUUCAUCACUAUGUGCGGUGUUCUGUGAUGACAAAGGGGAAGUCUUAAAGGAAGGUCAGAUAGUUCGGUACCCCAAGCUGGCCGACACGCUGGAACUCAUUGCUGAUCACGGGCCCGAUGCUUUCUACAAGGGACCGCUAGUAGAGGCAAUGGUGCAAGACACAAAGAGCCAAGGUGGAACUCUGACUGCUGAAGACUUUGAAAACUUCAAAGCCAAAAUCCAAGAUCCCCUGCAAGUUGAGACGGGUGGUUAUUUAAUAUACAUGUGUGAUAGAGAGAGAAAGGAUCGAUGCUGUAAAUCUCCCUCCCGAUUAGAAAGGGCGCUGUGUAAGGGGGAAGGUACGCUGCCUCCUAGAUCUGCCACCUCGGUGGUAGGUGGAAACCGGAAGGUGACCAUAUUAGGAGGGGCGCGUAGCUGCAAGUACUCCGGACGAUUCCAGUGCAGUAGGCUGCGGGGCAGCCCUCUAUUGGAGAAACCAGGCAACGCUUUGACUGGAGGGAGGAGUUUGCUGGGUACAAAGGGGAAGCAGCUACGUCAAAACCUCCCCUUGUUUGGGAGAAUUCAGUCUGGACAUUCACUUUCUACAGCACCACACCAUUCACCGUGUCACAACAUGCCACCCCCGCCAGCAGGGGGCGCCGUUCUCAGCUUCAUACUCAAAGUCGUGGAAGGGUUCGGAUUAACUCCCGACUCUCUGAAGGGAGCGAAUAGAACCCUUACCUACCACCGCAUCAUCGAGGCUCUCAAAUUUGGAAAUGGCCAGAAGAGAAAUCCCAGCAUGAGUGCUGAAGAAGUCCAAAACUUGAUAUCUGAAGGUUUUGCCAAUCGUAUUAGAAAACUGAUCCACGACGACCGCACCCACCCUCUCCAGUAUUACUCUCGUUCCCCUGGCAGAGACUCUGUGGGCACUACCCACGUGUCUGUCCUCGCGGAGGAUGGGAGUGCCGUCUCUGUCACCAGCACCAUCAACCACAUCUUUGGCUCAAUGGUGUAUUCUCCAAAGACGGGUGUGAUUUUCAAUAACGAGCUUGCUGACUUCUGUGGGAAAGAAACAAGCAUUUUGCCAGGAGAACAGCCUCCUUCAUCGGUAGCUCCCCUUGUGUUUGUCAACAAGAGCAGAAACUCCAUGCUGGUGAUCGGUGGGUCUGGAGGGAGUAAGAUAACCAGCAGCACUGCUCAGGUUAUCAUGAAUCAUCUCUGGCUGGGCUAUGAUUUGAAAGACGCAAUAGGUGCUCCAGUGUUGUAUGUGACCCCGACGAACGAAGUGCAGUUUGAGAAGAACUUCAGCACGACUGUGAAAGAGGAGCUGAGAGCGAUGGGCCACACGGUGACAGAAAGCGCUCACUUUUUCAAUGUGGUGAAUGCCGUAUCAAAGCAAGGGGGGUGCAUCGCUGCAGUGUCAGAUGCCAGAAAGAAGGGUGUUGCAGCUGGAUAUUAACAAGCUGAUACCUGCCUGGCUCCAUAGACCAGGCUGCUCCUGGAAAACCAAGGCCACACUGCAUGUGGUUUUGCAAAGAAGGUGUGAGGAGUCUAUGUGGCACACUGCCUUGGUGAUUAGCCUUCUUGCCCUGGAGGCCUGAGCUCAUUGGACAGUCAACAUCACAAAACCAUCAACCAAGUUGGAAUAAUUACCAUCUGGCAAGGAAAUGGCACAGCUCCUGCUGUCCUUUACAUCCUUGAGUCAUUCAUGAGCGCCAACAACGUGAAUUCAGCACGUGUUCUAUUAUAGGAUCCAUUUGGAUCAGACCCAAAAUGUGAAAUGUGUACAUACUGUACAGUACAUUGGCCCAUAUGCCAAUACAGGCUGGCUGUUAUCAAGACCAGUGUAUUCUAGAGUUUAAAUGCUAAGAUACUUUUAAUUUGACAUAUAUUGUGGAGAACUGGGGAAUAUCUGGUAACAGACCUACACAGUCCCAUGUACACACUGUACUGUGCUGUGGAUGUGUCAUGUGUGCUGUUGUGUUGCUAUAUCGUUGUCGCCUGUAUAGUUUCUUGCAAUGCAGCUUGUGAAAGGUGUGUCUACAUAUGAUUUUGUGAGCAUCCUGUUCUGUAUCUACUGUAGUACGGUAUUGACUGAAAUAUACUGUGCCACUCAAUGUUAACCUUUCCUUUUUGGGGUAUUGCCUCUGAAACCCGCAGAUAACUGCAACAGCAGACUCGACCCACAGGCAAAGGGACAAGUACAUUGGGACAACCCAUUCCCCGGGUAUCCCAUGCUAAAGAGGCAGAAGGAUCUCGGGCAGUCUGUUAGGAUGUGUAUCUCGUACAGUUCAUUACAUGUUGCCGCUCAUCCUCUCUACCUUCCAUCGCUUUGAUCUGGGAUUGAUGCUGCUUGUUUUAUAUGCUUGUUUAAAUGUGGGUUCAUGAACAGAGUAUAAUAUCCCAUUAGUAUAUAGAGUAAGUAUCCAGUUGUUAGAUAAAGGUGAACAGUCCAUCUUGAACUGUCAAAGACAGCAAGCUGCAACCCCCUUCCAGCAGUGUUAUCGUAUCUCGAAGACUUUUAUUUUUGCCCCAGACCAUCAGCUGCUUUAAAAUCAAAUUUCUUUGUUUUUUAAAAAAAAAAAAAAAAAAAAAAAAAAAAUAGGACCUCUCAAACGCUUGAGUUGCGUUUACUUAGCAUUUACAGCCCCUUCAAGUAAACAUGUCCGAGUCGAGAGCACUUUCCAAAGACAGACAGUCUGGUGGUGCACUUAUUUCCUCUUUAAGAGGGAAUGCAACCCUGGCAUUACAUUGAAAAGAACUUCAGCUCUUUGACAGGGUGACACGUGCAGAGCGUCCCUGAGCUACAGAGUUCCCUCCUCUCACUACAUUUGUCUUUUUGUGCUUCACUGUUGACAACUACAAUUAAGUUCACAUGGACUGAUUUAAAUAUGUAGAUUGUAAUUUUUAUACCUCAUUGUUUUUGUACAUGUUAAAAGGAUUUAUUAACUGUAUAUGUACAAAUUAGACGAUGAGUCCAUAUGUUUUAUUUUCU